AUGUCAUUCGUUCCUUUCAAAAUCCCCACCUCUGGAAAUGUCCAAGAGCGUAUCGGUCCCAAGAAGGACAGCCCUGAGGUUGACUUGAAUGCUCAAGAGCUCCUCCUGGAUUAUCUGGCGAGCAAUUCAGAUGAAUACUGUCGCGUUCGGGAUUUGAGAAAAAAGGGCUGGGAGAACAGCCAGGGAGACGAAUAUUUCAAGAAGCAACGACAAGAUGCAGACGGAGCCGAUGAGAACAAGCGUCGAUUUUUCUACAACAUGAUGAAGACCAUCGCAUUGGACCUCGACUUAUCAACAGGGGCCUUGACACGAGGUUCUCUCAGAACAGAACGUGUGCUCGACAUGUGCGCCGCACCAGGAGGUUUCAUCGAUCAAACUAUGAUCAUGUGUCAUGAUAUCACCCGCGUCAGAGCCAUGAGUCUCCCCCAAGAAGAAGGCGGUCACGAAAUGAGGCUUGAGAACAAAAGCGUCAACGUCGAGUUUCGUGAUAUCACGAUGCUAGCAGGCGACAUGGGCGUUGUCGAACAAGACAUCCCUGACAACUUUCCUGAGCGAGGAAAGUUGAUACUCGAUCGAGUUUUUGAGUCUGACGAGAAGUACGAUCUCGUCUUCUGCGACGGCCAAGUCCUACGCACUCAGCAGCGCUCCGAAUGGCGCGAACGAGGUGAAGCAACUCGUCUACAAGUGACGGAACUGGCGCUGGGUCUAGAGCACCUGAGCACUGGCGGAACGAUGAUCAUCCUGAUGCACAUGCUGGACACAUGGCGUAGCUUCAAAUUCAUCCACCAAUUCAGCCAAAUCGCAGACGUUUCUCUGUACAAGCAUCACAGACACCACCGAUUUCGAUCAUCAUUCUACCUCAUCGCCAAGAACGUUCAGGCAGAGAGUUCGUACGCCAAGAGCCUUGUAAAGUUGUGGAAGGAGCAGUACAAGAUUGCUGCGUUUGGUAGUGAAGAGGAGCGUGUCAGGGUGCAUUGGGAGGGUAAAGAAGUUGCCCAGGGCAGAAUUGAUGAAUUUGGGGCCGACUUUAUCAAGAUGGGAUACAACAUUUGGAGGACUCAGGCUGAUGGACUGGAGAAUGCACCCUUUAUCAAGGGUCUUUGA
Molecule: messenger RNA, 1104 nt
Organism: Fusarium pseudograminearum CS3096
Lineage: Eukaryota; Fungi; Ascomycota; Sordariomycetes; Hypocreales; Nectriaceae
Exons: 2
Coding region: 1-1104 (367 amino acids)
Biological process (GO): methylation
Molecular function (GO): methyltransferase activity
Source: RefSeq, a predicted model, not a curated record